Messenger RNA from Ictalurus furcatus (blue catfish), 5865 nucleotides. RefSeq names its product ubiquitin specific peptidase 8 (gene usp8). Gene Ontology annotation, cellular component: extrinsic component of endosome membrane; postsynaptic density; dendritic spine. The record is from RefSeq and is a predicted model, not a curated record. The coding region runs from base 389 to 3520 and encodes 1043 amino acids. Gene Ontology annotation, molecular function: cysteine-type deubiquitinase activity. Lineage: Eukaryota; Metazoa; Chordata; Actinopteri; Siluriformes; Ictaluridae. The transcript has 19 exons. Gene Ontology annotation, biological process: protein K48-linked deubiquitination; Ras protein signal transduction; protein K63-linked deubiquitination.
AACUAGUUCCGGGAAUCAGCUGUAGCAGUUAGCACCUCUGUCUCUCUCAGCUAGUGUGUAUUUACAGUUAUUAAUGAUUAGCUAGAAAUAGGAAAGUUCGCAUGUUGUUUAUUGAUUAGCUGAGUGGAUUGCAAAAUUAUUACCACAGCAAAGGUUGUUUCUGAGUUAGCUUAGCGUGCUAGCGUGCUAAUGCUAGGCUCUGGAGUGCUGUGUUUACACGGAUAGUUUGGCUACUUCCUGAUUAUUUACUUUAAAGAAACGUUGUGACACUUCUGAAGGAAUGAGGAAAAAAACAGAAUUAACACUUAUUUACAUUCUUUGGUGAGAAUGUGAGGAAAUCGAAUGAUUAUUAUUGCUGUGAGUUGAGAUAUAAACCACGAGCCUGAAGAUGCCUGGAGUGGCUACAGGAGUGAAGGAGCUUUACCUCUGCACCUCACUGGGAGAGCUGAACAAAAAGGCUGAGAUCAAGUUGGAUAAAGCCAGCACCAAGCACUAUGUCCAGAGUGCGUGUAAGCUCUUUAAAGCGGCAGAGGAAUGCCGUCUGGACAGAGAUGAGGAAAAAGCCUAUGUCCUCUACAUGAAGUACCUGACCGUCUACGACCUCAUUAAGAAGAGGCCGGACUUCAAACAGCAACAGGAUUUCUUCAUGUCCAUGCUCGGGCCAUCCAGCUUUAAGAGGGCCAUCGAGGAGGCGGAGAAACUCUCUGAGAGUCUGAAGUUCAGGUAUGAAGAGGAGGAGGUACGGAAGAAGCUGGAGGAACGAGAGAAGAGAGAGGAAAAGGAGAGACGAGAGCAGAAAGCAGAAAAGGACAAAGGACGAGCGUCGCCCAAAACGCCAGAGAACAGAAAGGACAGCAAAAAGGCUAAAGAACAGAACGAGCUGAAGACUGUAAACUCACCAGCGCCCCUGAGUGGAGGGAUUAGUGCUCAGCAGUUGUACACUAUGAUGAAGGACCCUAACCUGACUGUGUUAGUGAUGGACACUCGAAAACAAGCGGACUUUGAGGAGUCACACAUGGCGGUGCCCAAUCAAAAGUGCAUCAGUGUUCCUGAGGAGGCCGUCAGUCCCGGGAUCACAGUGAAUCAGAUCCUGAUGAAGCUGCCAUCAGAGUCUCUGCCUCAGUGGGAGCAGCGUGCCUUUGCUGAUUAUAUCGUCCUGCUCGACUGGUUCAGCUCCUUAACGGACCUGAAACUGGGCACGACUUUACAGAGCCUGAAGGAUGCGCUAUACAAGUGGGACAGUGUGACGAUCCUGCGCACGGAGCCUCAGGUUCUAGAGGGAGGCUAUGAAAACUGGCUUCUUUAUUAUCCAAUGUUCACCAGCAACGCUAAGAUCAGACCUCCACGCCAACACACACUCACCCUGGUACCAGAGUUGAACUUCAGCUACCCGUGUCUGGAGGAGACUCCGCCCAUACCUGCAAGUGUGUCUGUGACGGACGGUGUGGAAGACGUACAGACUAAUGGCACUGUAGAUGUGGACACAAACGGCAAAACCGCUGCCCCUGAUAUACACGCUCCCUCUCCAACCACACAGCCCACGCACACGCCCACACCAAGCGUGUCCAGUGUUCCAAGUCCAAAGCAGCCUGCAGUUACAGCAAAGAUUAUACCACAGUUCGAUCGAUCCACCAAGCCAGUGGUUAAACCCUCAGAAGGUGGAAAACCGACCCCUGAGGGUGGAGCCAAAGAGGGCGGGGCCAAAGAAGAUAUAUCCAAAGAAGGUGAGGCUAAAGGCGGGCCCGUUUCCACAGUGACCAACGGCCCUGUGAUUCCGGAUCGUUCAGUCAAGCCAAACCUGGAGGAAAAGAAAGGGAAAGAGGAAGAGGAGAAACGACAGAGAGAAGAGGAGGAGAAGAAGAACGAAGAGGAGGAGAAGGAGAAGAGGAGGAAACUGGAGCGCCAGAAGGCAGAGGAAGAGGAGGAGAAAGCGGAGGGAGGAGAUGAGAAAGGAAAGAGAGGAGUGAAGGAUCAGGCGCUGGACGCUCAGCUCAAGAGCAUGUCUCUGGAUUCUCCUCUGCCCCACACUAUUGUCUCAGAUUUAAAGCGGGAACCUCUGACCCGUGCUCGGAGUGAGGAAAUAGGAAGAGUGGUGCCUGGUCUACCUGAGGGCUGGAUGAAGUUCCUGGACACGGUCACCGGGACGUAUCGGUAUUAUCACUCCCCCACCAAUCGUGUGCACCUUUACCCCCCUGUCACGCCCCCUGCCACGCCUCCGGCCACUCCCUCUAAGCCCAAGCCCAGCGCUGGAACGACAGAGAAGGAGAAGGAAAAAGAGAAGGAGCAAGAGAGGGAGAGAGAGCGAGAACAGUCCAAACUGAAGCGCUCGUAUUCCUCCCCUGAUAUCACCCAGGAUCUGAACGCAGAGGCAGCCAGAAAACCCACACCUACACCCACAGUGAACAGAGAAACCAAACCCGUGGCUGCCACUUCCUACGCUAAAGCUGAGCUCGCUCGUCCAUCCGCCGCUAAGAUCCGGACCAUGAACCCAGUGUUUGGUGGAUUGGGUCCGUGUCUAACAGGCCUCCGGAAUUUAGGGAACACCUGCUACAUGAACUCAAUCCUGCAGUGUUUGAGUAACACCCCGUUCAUGGCCGAAUAUUUCAACAGGAACCGCUACCAGGAUGACAUCAACAAAUCUAACAUCCUGGGCCAUAAGGGCGAGGUGGCCGAGGAGUUUGGUGCGAUUAUGAAGGCUCUGUGGUCGGGUCAGUUUAAGUUCAUCAGCCCACGAGACUUUAAAAUCACCAUCGGUAAAAUUAACGACCAGUUCUCUGGCUACGAGCAGCAGGACUCUCAGGAACUUCUACUGUUCCUGAUGGACGGCUUACAUGAGGACCUCAACAAGGCGGAUAACCGUAAGCGAUGGAAGGAUGAGGCGUGUGAUGCGAUGGAUGAUGUCAGCGCGGCGGACUGGGCGUGGCAGAAGCAUAAGCUGCUGAACGAAUCGAUCAUCGUGUCUCUGUUCCAGGGUCAGUUCAAGUCCACGCUGCAGUGUCUGACAUGCCACCAUCGCUCUCGCACCUUCGAGACCUUCAUGUACCUGUCACUGCCACUCGCAUCAUCCUAUAAGUGCUCUCUGCAGGAGUGUUUGAAGGUCUUCUCUAAGGAGGAGAAGUUGACGGACAAUAAUAAGGUGUUCUGCCCUCACUGUAAAGCUCAGAGGGAAUUCACCAAGAAGCUGGAGAUCUGGAAGGUUCCGCCCAUCCUGCUUGUACACUUAAAGAGGUUCUGGUAUGAGGGCCGGUGGAAGCAGAAGCUCCAGACCUCAGUGGAUUUCCCGCUGGAGAAUUUGGACCUGUCCCAAUACGUCAUCGGGCCAAAAACCAGCCUAAAGAGAUAUAACCUGUACGCCGUGUCUAAUCAUUACGGGGGUCUGGACGGAGGUCACUACACGGCGUACUGUAGAAACGCGGCUCGACAGAACUGGUUUAAAUUCGAUGAUCACGAGGUGUCAGAAAUCUCCACCUCUUCAGUCAAGUCCUCUGCUGCCUACAUCUUCUUCUACUCAUCUCUCUGAAGCCACACCCACCCGGACCACCACCACGCCCGAGUCCUGACUGACCCGAGAGCCAUCAGAGCUGAUGUGGGUGGAGCUUAAAGGCCCAACUGAAGAAACUGAUGGAGGGGGUUUUAGUGAGAAUGUGAAAGAUGUCAAAGUCCCUCUCUCUCUGUCUCUCUGUCUCUCUCUCUAUAUAGUGAAAUCUGUUAUUCCUGACUGUACUAGAAGGGGGCGGAGCUUUCUCCCUGCCCGCCAUUGUUCUGCCUUUGGACACUAAUGACGUUUGGGACACAGCCGAGCGCGGUUUGAGCUUCCGCUUUUGAGAAUGACCUCGCGAGCUCAUGGAGAAGUGUCUUGUCUUUUUUUUUUUUUUUUUGUGGAAAUUUACCUUUAAAGUGACCAAGUCCUCCCCAAGAGUGAACGAGUCGCCUGUCUGUCUUUCAUCGCACUGAUCCAGUCUUUGUCAUUUCCAUACUUUGUCAGUGAUCUUAAUAUUGGCCCGAGUCCCAAAUGACCUCUCCAUUUCCUGCUUCCUUGUAUAGGUGCCCUACCUAGGGGAUGUAUUAUUAACAAUAUUAACACUUAUCCUUUGCACUACAUGUACAACUGGGAGCCAUUUUUAAUUCUCUAUUUAUCUAUUGACCCCUACACCCUUUGUAGUGCACUAUAUGUCCAGUAGGGGGAGAUUUGAGAUGCUAUUCCCUAAUUCAGACCUGCCAACCUUCACAAAAAGAAUUAACAUCAGAGGACAAGUUAGAUACACUUUUCUGAGUAUUUAUUGAUCAGACCCCGCCUAUCCCCACCCCCCCCCCCUCCACCAUAUGAAUCAGGAAUGACUGACAGUUGCGUAGGUGUUUUGAUCUCUGAUGUUAUCUGACCCCCCCCUGGAAGCUCCGCCCCCUCUCCUCUACAUACUGCAUUUUUACCUCCCCCCAUCAACCCCCCCUUAAAAAACAUUUUAAUAUGGGAAUACGCAUCAUUCCUGUUCGGGAUUGGCAGGUCUGCUAAUAUAAAUAAACUAACCCCUGGGCCCUGUAGCGCCUCGGCGUAUGUGUGUAUAAAAUAUUAAAACAGUAUGUGUAUGUACGAGAAGAAGCCAAUAUCAGGAUCGGUGCCUUAUUAAUCACUUUCAUUCUUAAUUAUUCUGAGCCAGUAAUCACAGUUCUGUUAUUAAUGUCAUAUCAUAUAGAGCUGAGCUCGUUAACUCGUUAUCGCAUCUGAUCUCGUUACUUGUCUGUAAGUCCUUUCACUCUGUCUUUCUGCUCCAUGUUUAUAACCUAAUGCAGUGAUCUCACACACACACACACACACACCCCUAAACAUGCUGUACACUGUAACAUUUAUAUAUAUGUGUGUGUGUGUGUGUGUGUGUGCGCUAGUCUGGCUGUGCUAAUCUGAGCUUAGCUUAACAAGCGAAUGAUCUCCAGUAGUUCGGCUAUAGAAGGUGGUUUAGUGGAGCGAAUGCACGGUCACGUCCUAAAGUCCGACUGCACUAACGACGACGUGUCGAUGUAAACCUGUGAGGAAGAUAAAGACUGAACAGGAAAACACUACGUUGUUAGAUAAUACUGUGAUGUACCAAACACCUGCAGUUGCCACACUGUAAAUUUCUCUCCUCGUCCCUGCGCUAAGCUCAGACAAGAUCCCUACUUUUCUUUCCCCGAGUUUCUAGUGCUCCUAGUUUAGAGGUUUCUUUUUACUUUUUUUUUUUCUUUCUCCCUUUAUUUCCAGGUCCUUGAUCUCAUAACUUUUUGAUUUCUUUAAGGUUGCCUCUUGGCCUGCGUUCUCUCGUUCCCUUUAAUCUCCUGCAGGUCCCCAGAUUCCCUAAAACUGUCUCGCUCAGUGUUACGUUCUUCAGUACUGUAGAUCAUCUGAGGGACGGACGAUGCCGUGCUUCAUAAUACUAAGUGUUGGUGCACUCAGGCUGUAGGACCUGACUGUAACAUAGGCAAUUUUAUUUUUUUAUUUCACAUGCACAAACACAGAAUGGGCGGGGCUAAUUGUGUCCCGCCCACUGAUGUUCAUUUCAGGCUAAGAAAUCAGAAAGCAUUAAACUCAACUUUGGUCAAGGGUUUGUUGAGUUAUGAAAUGUUAAGUACAACUGAUCACCCUUUACUGCUGGCCGCAUCCCUCACUCUCCCUCUCACACUCACACACACACACACACACACACACACACACACACACACACACACACGCACACACCGCUAUACCCACACACACACACACCCCCACACCGCUAUACCCACACACACACACACACACACACACCCAGAGGAUUUGUCAGUGUUAGAGAUCACUCAGUGGACCGUAUACUCACAUGUAGUUAACCAGCUGUGACAAUAAAGCUAAGCAAACAUUGA